AUGGAUCUACUGGUCUCUUUGCGUUUCAGAAUGGAUAAAUCCUGGAUGAGUACUGAUAGAACGAAGAAACGUUAUAGAGAAGGAGUUGCGGCGUUUCUGCGGUAUGCUGUCAACCAUCUCAAGGAGGAGGGUGAGACAUAUGAUGAAUUUCUUAUGUUGUGUCCGUGUACAAAUUGUUUAAAUCUCUGUGCAUGCUCCGUUGGCGACGUAGAAGAUCAUUUAUUCGUAAAUGGAAUCGAUCAAACGUAUACUAUUUGGAAUAAGCAUGGGGAAAAGGAUGAGGCAAUAACUAGUAGUAAGCCAGUUAACGUCAACAAUGGUAUGCACGCUGAAUUUGAAAUGGGAACUCCCACUGAUGCUCCAGACGAAGAUUUUGGAAUGGGAACUCCCACUGAUGCUCCAUACACUAUAGAUAUGAUGCAGGCUGCAGAAGAGUUCGCAGAUGACCCUAUAAAGUUUAAAAAGUUACUUGAAAAUGCUGAAAAGCCCUUAUACGAAGGAUGUCCCAACUUCACAAAGUUGUCUGCAAUUGUGCAGUUGUUUAAGUUGAAGAGUAAGCACGGUGCAUCAGACAUGUUUUUUAAUGAAUUGUUACCCUUGUUAAAGGACAUGCUUCCCAAAGAAGGUAAUUUAAUGGCGAGGAGUACAUAUCAGGCAAAAAAAAUAUUGAAAUCAAUGGGUUCAGGGUACACAAAGAUACAUGCAUGUAUCAACAACUGCAUUCUUUAUUGGAAUGAGUACAAGGAUGAAAAAGUGUGUCCUACUUGUAAAGCACCCAGAUGGAAAGUUGACAGGGAUGGUAAAGUUUACGAGAAUGUUCCAGCAAAGGUAUUGUGGUACUUCGACAUCAUCCCAAGAUUUCAGCGGCUGUUUCAAUCGAAGCACACAACAAAAGAUUUGAUAUGGCACGAUACCACUAGAAACAAAGACGGUGUUUUACGUCAUCCGGCAGACUCACAUGCUUGGAGAGAGAUAGAUAACAAUUUCCCAGAAAUUAAAGGUGAUCCAAGAAAUCUGCGGUUAGCUGUUUCGGCUGAUGGAGUUGAUGUAAACACAGGCACCAAACAUCACAGUGGAAAGAGAACAUGGGAUGCAUAUGCCCAAGAAAUGUUUACUCUACGUGCAGUUGUUUUGUGGACGAUAAACGAUUAUCGUGCUCUUGGUACACUAUGUGGUUGUCGCUACGCUGGAUAUCAUGGUUGUGUGGUGUGUCGUAAAAAAGCGCACAGUAUUAGGCUUCAUGACUCAAACAAGAAUGUUUAUGUUGGUUAUAGAAGAUUUUUACCCUAUGAGCAUCCGUUCAGAAGGCAGAAGGGGGCAUUUGGCGGAAAACAAGAGUGGGAGACUGCUCCAGAACCAAUGACCGGGGAAGAAAUAUAUGAGGAGGUAAAAUGUAUAAAGAAUUCAUGGGGAAAGAAGGGGACGAAUACUCAAGGGGAAGACGUGCAGGCUACACCUGGAAAAGAAGUCGAUAGGUCAGGUGAGGAAGAGGAAGGCAGGGAAACCACUUACUGGAGCAAGUACAACAUAUGGCAGCGACUACUUAGAUAUUGGCGCUAUAAUGAUGUCCAACAUUGUAUUGAUUUCAUGCAUGUCGAAAAGAAUGUGGGACAAAGUCUUGUUGGAACGUUGCUGCACAACGGGAAUACAAAAGAUGGAUUAAACGCCAGAAAGGAUUUGGUGCGUUUGGGGUUAAAAUCGGAGUUACACCCUAAGACAGAUGACAAAGGAACGAUACUUCCCGCAGCAUGUUAUACAUUAACUACGGAAGAAAAAGACAUAUUCUUGGAGACACUAUUCGAGUUAAGAGUUCCAGAAGGGUAUUGUUCGGAUUUUUCCACCCUUGUGAACCUAAAAGAGCGUAAGCUGAUCGGACUCAAAUCACAUGAUUACCAUAUGCUUAUGCAACAAUUUUUGCCCGUCGCUAUUCGAUCAAUUAUGCCUACACCUGUGAGAUAUGCUAUUAUCAGGUUUUGUUUCUUUUUCAGAUCAAUAUCUGCCAAAGAAAUCAUGGUGGAAGAGCUAGAUAAAUUGCAAGAGGAUCUCUGUGUGACGUUAUGCUUACUAGAGAAGUAUUUUCUUUCAUCCUUCUUUGACAUCAUGAUUCAUGUAACUGUACAUCUUACCAGGGAAGUGAAGUUAUGCGGUCCGGUUUGCUUUCGAUGGAUGUAUCCUUUCGAAAGGUGUAUGAAGGUUAUAAAGGGGCAUGUGCGAAACAAGAAUCAACCUUGUGGAUGCAUUGCCGAAGAGAAUGUUGCAGAAGAGACGAUUGAGAUAUAUUGUGAGUACCAUAAAAGCAUCAGGACAAUUGGUAUUCCACUAGAUAGGCAUAAUACAUCUCAGGAGGGAGAACCGUUAUCAGCUGAAGAGCCGUGUAUAGUUACCCCUGAACAGUUGAGACAAGCACAUUUCUAUGUAAUGCAGAACACGCCUGAAAUUGAGCCUUACAUAGACCGACACAAGCUAUAUUUGGAAACUAACUAUUCUACUAAAAAGCGAGCAUGGCUAGAGAAAGAGCACUCUAACACUUUUGGCGCUUGGUUAAAAAAUGAGGUUGAAAAAGAGUUGGCAGACGACAGAGAAAGUAUCUCAGAGAACUUAAGAUGGAUAUCACACGGCCCGCACUACGAGGUAACGAAAUACACUGUAUAUCGCAUCAAUGGAUAUCUAUUCCGCACAAGAUCCCGUGAUGGUAGAAUUCACCAGAAUAGUGGGGUUAGCGUUGCAGCAAAUGACAUGCACAUAUCUAGAGAUGAUGAUGUUACAUAUGGUAAAGCCUCUUAUUAUGGUGUCUUGCAAGAGAUAUGGGAGUUAGAUUACUGUGAAAGAAAAGUUCAUCUGUUCAAGUGCAAUUGGGUUGAUAAUAAACGUGGGGUCAAAAGAGAUGCUCUUGGCUACAAGAUUGUUGACCUUACUAUGUUGGGAUACAAAAAUGAUCCUUUUAUUUUAGCCUCACAAGCUAAGCAUGUAUUUUAUGUCAAAGACCAGUUAGAUAAGAAAAAGUCUAUUGUUUUUGUGACACCUCCCAAAAAUUAUAGAGAUGACGAUGGCAACGAUGAGGAAUUCAGUACAGUAAUCUUUUCUGCGAAUGAUAAUAUCUUGCCGUCUGUAGAUCUACAAGACUUGGGUAAAGAAUCCCGAAAUGAUUACUUCCGAACUGACUUCCGAGGUUUACUUAUACGCAAGCCAAAAUGA
This is a messenger RNA of Papaver somniferum (opium poppy), 3195 nucleotides long. RefSeq lists its product as uncharacterized. The record is from RefSeq and is a predicted model, not a curated record. The transcript has 5 exons. Lineage: Eukaryota; Viridiplantae; Streptophyta; Magnoliopsida; Ranunculales; Papaveraceae. Bases 1 to 3195 code for a protein of 1064 amino acids.